AUGGUCUCGGCCUACCGUGACGAGGAGGAGACUCUUGUCUCUGACAUUCCUGCUCUGACCGACGAAGAACCUGACAACGAUACCGACAGUCGGGAUUUCCAUAUACGAAAUGCCUCCGAGUCCUCUGGAACAGCGCUUCCGAUUCCCGUCUGGCUCCGUGAGUCUGCCAGCUCGUUUAAAUACCAAUGGAUCCCAUUACCCAUUCGAAAAACCUGCCGAGCAGUUGUCACCUGGAUCAAAGGACCGGUGCCUCCUCAGGUCCUCAAAAUCGAGCCUAUAUUUCCCAAAAUACAACAAGCGCCUAUUAGACUGUUGGAUAAAUAUGCCCCUAAGAAAAAACAACGGAUUAUACUGCUGGUCGCACUCUACGCAUGCUGGUUUUUGACAUGGUCUCUUAUGCUUCAACAUCACUCUACAUCAGGCUUUAUCAAGGGAUAUGGUCGGCCUCAAAAUCUUUGGUGUGGCGCCAGUUUUUGGAAUGAAGACAACGGCUGCGGACUAAACGGAAACCAAUGCCGGCCAUUCUCUUCAGCCCAUUUGGCUUUCCGAUGUCCUGCGAAUUGCAAAAGCACUCAUUUAUUGGAAGAACAUAUGGUGGGAAACAAAUCACUGAGAUACGAAGGAUUGGUGGUUGGAGGACCAGACCCCCAAGAUCCAGAUUCAAUGCCGGUCUAUCGGGCGGACAGUUUCAUUUGUCAGGCUGCCAUCCAUUCCGGCAUCAUUACGGACGCAAAUGGAGGCUGUGGAGUGGCGACGCUGGUCGGUUCUCAUACCAAUUUCCACUCGAGCAAGGCCCAUGGCAUUGAAAGUACUGAGUUUCCGGGAACUUUUCCUCGAUCCUUCACGUUUCCACGACUGUCAUCGUCUCAAGCGAAAUGUCCUACAGAUUCCCGAUGGCCUCUCUUCGUCGUCACCGCCGUCGCACUGGUCGUUUUGUCCAUCUUCACCACCUCUCCCGCCGUAUUCUUCUUCAGCGCGUUUGUCAUCUUGUUCUUCCACGUCGGCUUGGUGUCGGAUCCACCCAACACGGCCAACUUCUACGAAGCUGUCAGUAAACUUUUGGAAAGACUCCUCCCCGCAGCGUUCAUCUCUCAUAUACUCUAUCGGACUUCCGCGGUUCCUCUCCUGAGAGGCCUGACGGCCCAGAUCGAAAAGACCGUUCUCUAUCUUGGAUUCUGCUUCAUCGGAGCCCUGAACAACUACACCUUUGCCCCCUUGAUUCCAAUCGAAAGAUUGACGCCCCACGACCUCGAUCAGCCCGGUGCACCAUUGGCCCUAGCCGUCAUCGUCGCGAUCAUCCUGGUAAUUGUGUUAAGUCAAAUCCAUUGGAUCCGCGUCUCCGGAAACAUGCCCAAAUACCUCGCCCUCUACGCGACCAUGGCGCUCACCCUUGUCAUCCUUCUCGUCCUACCAGGCCUCCGUCUCCGAAUCCAUCACUACAUCCUCGCCCUCCUCUUCAUACCCGGCACCGGCUUCCAAAUCCGCCCUUCCCUCGUGUACCAAGGCCUCCUGCUCGGCCUUUUCAUCAACGGCGUUGCUAGAUGGGGUUUCGCAUCCAUCAUCCAAACACCCGUAGCCCUAGGUGAAUCUGGCUCCGGCGGCGACGGCAGCUCGUCCUGGUGGGGCGCCAAGUCUCCCAACGUCACUGCCGUCGUUGCGCCCGACGCAUCGAACAUAACGUUCAAUUGGGGUCCCCUGCCCCGCGACACGGGGGUGGAUGGUAUAAGUAUCCUCAUCAACGAUGUUGAACGCUGGCGUGGAUACACAGACGAUGAACUCUACUGGGACCAAGAGGAAGUGACGAUCAAGCGGCACAAGAGAGAAAUCGACGGUGGCGAGCCUGAAUUUUUCCGGUUUGCGUAUAUGAAUGGGAACAAUGCGGGUAGGUACAGUAAAGUUGGUAUUUGGGACGAAAAGGGUAUGUGGCAUGAUAUACCGGGGGCGAACUGA
Messenger RNA from Rhinocladiella mackenziei CBS 650.93, 1950 nucleotides. RefSeq lists its product as uncharacterized. The transcript has a single exon. The record is from RefSeq and is a predicted model, not a curated record. The coding region runs from base 1 to 1950 and encodes 649 amino acids. Lineage: Eukaryota; Fungi; Ascomycota; Eurotiomycetes; Chaetothyriales; Herpotrichiellaceae.